AUUGUAUCAUUGUCUCGUCUGUAUUUUACCAGUCUAGACGUUGGUCUAGUCUUUAGUGUCGCCUUUUGGGGGUUAUUUCGUCUUUACUGCAGAUGUUUUCUUGUUUUAGUUGUCAUCGCAGUUAAGGUUUAGAGUUCUUAGAGAAAACAAUUACCACUAUGAAGAUUUUAUUGGUUUACAUUUUGUUUUGUGUAGGCUUGAAUGUUGCAGAGGAAACCCAACUCAUCAGAAUUCCUAUGGAAAGAAUGGAAACAGGUUUGGAGAAGUUACUGAGACGCGGAGCUGACUUAAAGUUGAUCGAAGGUAUUUAUGACAUGCAACGCAGAGCAGCCAAGCCAAGCCGACUGGUGAUGCAAAACGGCAAACCUAUACCAACCAACGACACUCUGCCACUCUUCAAAUACUUUGAUACUCAAUAUUACGGUCUAAUCAACAUUGGCAAGCCAGGAAAGACAUUCAAGAUGGUGAUGGACACGGCUUGGGCAUUCACCUGGGUCCCCUCUGUAGAAUGCCCACUCACCAGUAUAGCUUGUGCUCGACAUGAAAGAUACGAUCAUAAGGGAUCUUCUACUUACAAAGAAGAUGGAACACCAUUUAACAUAUCAAACAAAUACAUAGGUUACCUAUCCAAUGAUCUAUUCUUGGUAGGCCAGAUGAAUGUCACAGGUCAGAAGUUUGCAGAACUCAACCACAUACCAUGGAUAUACGCUCUGUAUGAAGCAGAUGGAACUCUUGGACUAGGAUUUGAUAAACUGUCUCCCAAUGUCACUCCUUUGUUCUACAACUUCUACACCCAGAAUAAUCUUGCUCCAAUAUUUUCUUUCUAUGUAAACAGAGAUCCUACUACAAAACGAGGAGGCUCUGUCUUCUUUGGAGGAAUCGAUUUUAAACACAAUAAAACAGCGUUCACUACUGUAGACGUCAUUUCAAAAUACUAUUGGCAGUUCAAAAUGGACAAAGUCACUCUAGUGAUGAGCAAGAAGAGCCAGCAAGAGUACUGUAAGGGUGGAUGUUAUGCUCUUGCUGACACCAGCGCCAACACAAUCGUAGGUCCCCCAGCCGAGGUAAAUGACAUCAACCGACUCAUCGGAGCCACCGAGAUCUUUUUUUCAAAUCGAUUCAUGAUACCAUGCAUCAAUGAGUUUAAGGGUCCAAAGGUCAAGUUUACUAUUGCUAACCAGGAGUUCCAGAUCCUUGCUAGAGAUUACAUCCAGAAGAUCUCCUACUCCGGGAUCACACUUUGUCUGUCCGCAUUCCAGCCUGCCGAGCCGUCCGCUGCCAACAACACCUGGGUCUUGGGAGGAGCAUUCCUCUACCAAUACUACACGGCAUACGACAUCGUAAAGAGGAAGAUAAUGAUUGCCGAGGCAGCUUAAGAGAGUAUCUUAUAUUUCCAUGUUGAGCGGAGUCACAUGACAAUUUUACUUAUAUGACUGAUACCUACUGUAUUUGUUUUUAUCACAUUAUUCAAUCAUUAUAUUAAGUAGGCCUAUAACAUAGUUUUAUAUACUCAGGUCACUUGUAUAGUAUAUUUCAUCACUCCGUAAAGUGACUAUUUUCAACCCAAGCUCAAGUUUCACAACCGAGGUGGUCCAUGCAAGGGUUAAUAAGACACUUUUUGCCCUUGAGAUGAACUAUAUUUUUUGUCACAUUGUUACAUUAAGCAUUUGGUAAUUGAUUAAAAUAAUUGUGUAUCUAUUACAAUAAAUUGUGUGAGUGUAGCCUACAUUAUACCAUAGAUUAAGGGAGUAGACACUCCUUUAAAAGAUCAACUCCUGUCAAUCCAUGAUUAUACUAACAAUAUAAUAUUAAUCUAUCCACUAAUCUAUCUAUCUACUAACUAUUGAUAAGAAUGCAAAAAUAAACUGCAACCAAUUAAAUCACUCGAUAAAUAAUUUUGAUAUAUAAAAUUGCUUAUUAUUGAAGUUUGCAACUAAGUUUACUACAUUUGACUUUUACUCCCUAGGAUGUAUGGGGUUAAAAUGUUUUGUACUCCCUAGGGACUAAAUGAUCUGCCUUAGAUCUGCAAUGAUAAUUAGACCAAUUCAUUAAUUACAAGGAAAACCGUGGUUUGGAUUCCACUUAUCUGUUGGUCCCUUAGUUGCUAUUGGCUGUAUGGGCUAUUAUUAACAGUUGUGUCUAAGGAACAUGUCGCCUUAGUCACUAACAAGACAACAAGAUCGUGCCACUCACCCUACACUCAUAUUUGGGUUCAAAUAUGCAUAUAGUGGCGUCCCAUCACAAUCUUAAAUAAUUGAUUGAUUAAAUUUAAUUGCUACACAUGGAGGCUUAUAAAAAACUUGUUUUUGCUACAGUGUGACGAAAAAAAUAUUUUAAUAUCAGUGUUUAGGUUAAGUUUCUACUUACUCAAAUUAUUGUAUUACAAUUAAAUUUGGGUAGUUCAAAUAACUAGUCACAUGGUAAGCAAUAAUUAAUUGUAAUAAUUUUUAUACUUAAUAAAAAUCAUGUUUUGUAAAA
Messenger RNA from Macrosteles quadrilineatus (aster leafhopper), 2478 nucleotides. Its product is annotated as lysosomal aspartic protease-like. NCBI's taxonomy places the organism in Eukaryota, Metazoa, Arthropoda, Insecta, Hemiptera, Cicadellidae. The record is from RefSeq and is a predicted model, not a curated record. Bases 159 to 1376 code for a protein of 405 amino acids. Gene Ontology annotation, molecular function: aspartic-type endopeptidase activity. Gene Ontology annotation, cellular component: lysosome. Gene Ontology annotation, biological process: cell death; proteolysis. The transcript is spliced from 9 exons.